Messenger RNA from Ciona intestinalis (vase tunicate), 2628 nucleotides. The record is from RefSeq and is a predicted model, not a curated record. NCBI's taxonomy places the organism in Eukaryota, Metazoa, Chordata, Ascidiacea, Phlebobranchia, Cionidae.
UAGCGUAUUUUAAGUUACGGAUCAAAUUGUGUUUUAAUUUUGGAUUUUAAUAUGUCUGCCAAACUGACGUCUGUCGACUCGUUGUCCGUCUCAAGCUUUCAAACGUCUGACAGCUUUCUUCAACCGGCGGUUCGUAAAGGAGAAUACCCCGAGACGGUAUACACCUCAAACUCGUAUAACAACAUUCUCUUGAGCGGUUUCAACGCCCUAAGGUUUGACAACCUGCUGUGUGACGUCACGCUGAUCGCGGGGAAUACCCGUUUCCCGGUACACCGUGCUUUGCUGGCAGCAUGCAGUCCGUAUUUCAAAAGCAUGUUUACAAAAGACAGCCAAAAUGCCCAGAUCGGUAGAAAUGAAGGAACAAAGUACACCUGGUUCUCAGAAUCAAUUGAACUACGCGGAAUUAGCAGCGAUGGCCUUAAACAUAUUGUGGAAUUCAUGUACACUGGUAAACUGCCCAUCAGUAUGAAAUCCGUGCAGAAUAUUCUUGCAGUAGGACGACAUAUGCAGAUUCAACCUGUGCUAGACUUCUGCAUGGAGUUUCUGAUUUCUGCAAUCGAUGUUAACACAUGUGUGGACAUUAUUCAUAUUGCUGAGGUGUUUAGUAUGGCUCAAUUGGAGGAAAAUGCCUAUAAAUAUAUGCUGGAAAGGUUUCCUGAUUUCAUAAAAUCAAAUCAACUGCAAAAACUCACCUUUGAGAACAUGAGUUAUCUUCUUGACAGCAAUGACUUGAAAGUUAUGUCGGAACUUGAUGUGUUUGCUGCAACACUGAAGUGGAUUAUGUACGACCAUUCAAGACAAGCAUUUAUUCGCAAACUGAUGGAGAAAAUUCGCUUUCCUUUGAUGCCCCCGCGUGACUUAAUGGUUCAUGUUAACGUGGUUGACUUCAUGAGAACUAAAUGCAAUGACCUUCUACUUGAGGCAAGCAGUUACCACAUGCUCCCUCAUUCCCAACCUAUUGUUCCGUCAUCACGAACAAAGAUAAGAUCAAGUGAUACGAGACUUGUUGUUCUGGGUGGAGCUGACAAUACAGAUGAAGUCUCAAACCAACUGAAAGUAUUCAAUCGUGAGUUGACGGCGUAUACGCUUCUACCAAGCAUGGACACUGGGGUGCAUUCUCAUUCUGUUGCUGUUCUCAACAACUUUCUUUACAUUCUUGGUGGUCAGAAUCAUUUUGAAGAAAGAGGAAAAACAUCAGUGCCUACUGUUACAAGGUAUGACCCUCGGUUUAACACCUGGAUGAAAAUAGCGAACAUGAACGAGCAGAGAGCAGGAUUCCAUGUGAGUGCCAUACCUGCUUAUAACAGACUGUAUGCUGUGGGAGGUGUUAACUCAGUUGGUCGAUUAUCUUCAGUGGAAUGUUACUGUGUGGAAGAAGAUAGAUGGAAGUACGUGGCAUCAACACAGAAUGCUUUGUGUGAUCACAAUGGCUCGGUACAUCGGGACAAGUUGUAUGUAAGUGGCGGUUUCAGUGACGGUCACUUCAGCGAUGCCAUGUUAUGUUACAACCCCAAACAUGACAUAUGGGAGCGUAGAUCACCUCUGCAGUUUCCACGUGGCUGGCACAGUCAAAUAACAGUAAAAGAUAAGAUUUACAUCAUUGGUGGAAACACAGGCAUCAACAAACGAGUUGACGUGCUUGACACUGAGGUUUACAGCCCAGAUUUCGACCAGUGGACAACUGUGACACCGAUUUCUAUGGGACAAAGUGAAGCAGGGGCAUGCCUGCUUGACAACAAAAUCUUUGUGGUUGGUGGAUACUGCUGGUCAGCUCGUCGAUGCAUAAAGGUGAUUCAGACCUACGACCCUGAAAAGGAUGAAUGGGAAAGGGUCGGUAACCUUCCUCGUGGCUUGGCUGGGCUUCGACUCUGCACUCUCACGUUGCCACACCACUUGGUGCGAUAGAGGUCCACUUUUUUAUAUAGCGUUUUCUGCAGUUACUAUAAUAGGGUGGGUAAAGAUGGGACACCUUUUCAUUCAACUUUUUUCUUUCUAUUCGGUAGUAAAUAAAGAAUUUUUACUGAAAAAUACACUCGCAUCCUUACGACUCAGAAAUACCGUUGUUAAUACAGUCCAUAAAUAUGGGAUAUAUAGGCGAUAACGGUAUCCCAUCUUACCCCCAGUACUAUAGUAGGGUGGGAGAAGAUGGGACAUCUUUACAUUCUAUUUUCUCGUCCCAUUUGGUAGUAAACAAAGAUCAUUCAAAGAAUUAUUAAACCAUAUCCUCACGACUCCCAUGGACCGUUGUUAAGUGUUUAAAACACGAUCAGGAUAUUGGGAUAUUAUGUGCUUAAGGUGUCCCAUCUUCCCCAAACCUACUAUAUCUAGAGUUUUGCGCGUUCUCCGCGAUUAUUAUUUCAUAUGCAACAGCUUGAAAAAAUGUGCACUUAAGUAUCAAGGAGCUGACAGAACUUUAUUGGUUAAAUUUGUUUUACGCAAACUUCGUGUUUUAGAUUUUUAUAUUUACAACAGCAUCGUGCCUAUAGCAAAGCUUACUAUUAGAAUAAUACAUUUCACAAAAAACAGCAGCGCCCAUUGUUUUAAAUACUUUGUACAAUAUACUCUUCUUCCAUGAGUGAAGGAGUGUCUUUCUGGAUGCUGUUACGUUUUUCAAAUUUUCCAAUCGAA